Messenger RNA from Plutella xylostella (diamondback moth), 3475 nucleotides. RefSeq lists its product as uncharacterized. The record is from RefSeq and is a predicted model, not a curated record. Gene Ontology annotation, biological process: protein ubiquitination. Gene Ontology annotation, molecular function: ubiquitin protein ligase activity. Lineage: Eukaryota; Metazoa; Arthropoda; Insecta; Lepidoptera; Plutellidae.
CCUGAUGUUGCGAUAAAGAUAAUGAGAUGACCGUCUGUGGCUGAUUCACAUUAAUUAUGUGAACGGUGACGAACCAUUUUAGGCAUAAGAUAACACGCCCUUGCUUAUAUUCAUCGAUAUCGUGAUUGUGCUUCAAUUCUGGAUUUAUUUACAUGAAAAACUAAACAUUCGAGUGCCGCUAAUACAAAAUCAAUACUCUAAGAAUUAAUAGCUUUAUUCAGCGAGUGUAGCGGAAUCUAUAUUAUUAUAAGGAUCAAAUACAAGUAAUGGAUAGAACUUAAAUACAUUAGCACACAGUAGACAAAGUGAGAAACUAUUAAAAUUAAUUACUCCAAAUCAAUUAAAGUUGGCGCUAGUUUUUGAACGUGACUCUCUUUCAUUUCCGCUAGAGGUCGCUUUUAUCGGCAUCUGUCCGCUAGGUUGGUGCGACUGCGUGCUACUUGACUGAACGAACGUCAAACAAUUGCAGAGUUCUCAAAACACGGAGACAGGGCUCCCGUCGCGUGCGGAGUCCUAAAUAUUUUGUGUGUUUCUCGUGCAAUAAGUUAGCUGUGAAAGUGUUUGGGUACAGUGUUCAGGAGUGGAGCGGGCGGGUGUUGUGGAUCAGCGGGCACUGGCUCGCGCGGCGGACUCCGUGGAUCGAUAGUGUGCGGAAUGGCGCAGCAAUGAGCCAGGGCGGAUCAAGGCGGCCUUACUCCCGCGGGGGCCCUCGGUGGCACCCUCGCUACAAGGACUACUGGGACUACGAGCAGAACUAUAGUGACGGCAGCAGUGCGGGCAGUCCCAAGGAGUGCGCGGGGGUAUCACCACCGCCCCUCACGGCGCAUCUCCCGCCGCACGCCGCGCCCCUCCCCGUGCCGCCGCACGUCAAGCGCGACGCCCGGCAUCAGCACCAACAUCCGCCACAUCACCAGCAGCAUCCGCAGCAUCAUCAACAACAUCCUCAACAUCACCAACAACAUCCACAACAUCAACAUCCGCAUCAGCAUCAGCAGCAUCCCCACCAGCAGCACCACAUCCAGGAUCAGAGGAACCAGCAUCCACAUCAUAUCCAGGACCAGAGGAGAUGUAGCGUAGCAGGUGGCAUGGGCGGCCCGGGCGGCUCCCGGCGCGCCGAGCGACGCUCAGCCGGCGUCGGCGAGCGCCGCAGACCAGAGAUGCGCGUGUCCCCGCCCCACAUAGCGGCGGCCGCCGGGCCCUCGGCGGAGCACCAGCACCAGCCACACUCCAACCACCACACGCCUACGCAUAUGGACACAAACCCGCUGGAGCGCGCGGAGGGCGGCUCGUCCGACGGGGAGCUGUCGUCCAAGCCGGGGGACAGUCCGUCACGGAAGCGCCGGCGCCUGUGCCGGACCCUGUCUGGAGGUGAAGGUGGCGUGGCCGUGCCGCCGCCGCCCGUGGAGCGACGGACGCCGAGACACCACUAUCAACCGCCACCCCGCCGAGUGCGCUACGCGGGCGUGUGGGAGCAGCCGCACGCGCCGCACGCCGCGCACCCGCCGCACGCGCACCACCCGCCGCUGCUGCUCGACAUCAACCAGAUGUCGCUGCGCGGCGCGCGGCUGGGCGGCGUGGGCGCGGGGGUCUGGCCGCACCGCGAGCCGCCGCCGAGGCAGCUGGCUGGAUAUCCCGUGGCGGCCGCGGGCGCCGAGAUCUGGCCGGCGGUUCUGCCAGCGCUCACUACGCUCCGUUACCAUCAGGUGGGCUCGGUGUACUCCGGCCUGCAGUUCGGCGCGCCCUUCCCGCAGCACGCGCACGCGCACGCGCACACGCACUACAUACAUAAUUCGCAGAGACCAGAAAGCGGUCGCCUGGAGGUGCUGGGCGGCGAGGCGCCGGAGCUACACCACGCGCCGCUACUGUUACAUACUGAGGCGCGAGGCGCGUCGCUGGAGCUGAUGGCGCCGCACCACGCGCGGCACGCCUUAACACACCACCACCAUCGUCGCAGCGGCGGCGGCGCGGGCGGCGUGGGCGCGGUGGGCGGCGUGGUCCCGCGGCGCAGCUUCGUGCACCGCCACGCCGCGCGCUGGCCGCACCACCCGCUGCACCACAUACACCCGCAGGGUGGAGGCGGGCUGCUGUCGGCGGCGCUGCCCCCGCACCCCGCGCAGCUGCACGUCGCGUCGCUGCCGCCGCCGCCCACCUACCAGGUGUUCCUGAACCUGCUGGCCAUGUUCCCCCUCUCCCCGUACCCCGACGCGCGCAGCGACGAGUCGCCCGACUCGCCGGAGACGGAGAACUACGAGGCGCUGCUGUCGCUGGCCGAGCGGCUCGGGGAGGCCAAGCCGCGCGGCCUGCACAGGGCCGAGAUCGACUUACUGCCCAGCUACAAGUACACGCAGCAUGCUGGUGGCGAGCAGAGUUCGUGCGUGGUGUGCAUGUGCGAGUUCGAGGCGCGCCAGACGCUGCGCGUGCUGCCGUGCGCGCACGAGUUCCACGCCAAGUGCGUCGACAAGUGGCUGCGGUCAAACCGGACGUGCCCGAUAUGCCGCGGCAACGCGUCCGAGUACUUCAACAACUCGGAGUGACUCAGCGCGCCGCGCCCUUGCCCCAAGCCCAGCUAGUGCGGCCCACAAGCGACGGGGUGCCGCCACUGACCCAGAGAUGGCGCUGUCUGCUAUUACGCAAAACUAUCAAGAGAUGGCGCUGCUUAUGAAAGUUCGCGCAGUUGCCGAUAGAUGGCGUUAGUGGUUACUGAAUGCUGCAAUAGUAUAGGAUAUAGAUGGCCUUGAAAUUAAUUACACAAAAUGCAAUAAAUUAAUGGCAUAUCCUAAGCAUAGAACCUUGCUGAAACAAAACAUACUUUCAUUACUAAGAAAGCAGCAUUAGUGGGGCACCCUGUUUUUCGCCAGUGGGAGGGCUGCGAGAAAAGGUCCAGGAUUCCAGAAGAUUCGUGUUGUGAUGUGAAAGAGUUUAUAAAAUAAGGUUUAUUUCGACAUAUAUUGCGCUAGUUCGGGGUGUGAAUUUUGGAGUGUUUCUUUUUUUUGUCGAGAGUGAACAUUUUAUUUGGUGUUUGUAAACAUUGAUGGCGGUGAUUUAAAUUGAUUAUAGAAGAUAUAUAAUUAAGAUAACUGAAGAUAAGAUCUUAUAAAUAUAAAGAAAAUAUGCUAUGAGGGCCUGUUAUACAAUAUCCAAUAAGAUGGUGUUGCCUCUACUAAGAUCCGAAAUAUAGAAUCUAUGAUCAGUUUAAAUCACUUGAUUGAUGAUAAGUAACUGUAAGGGAAGCGCAAUAUAUGUGAAAUGGGGUAGGAUGUGUAGUGCGUGCAAGGGCGUGUGGUAUUACACACCAUACUAAAAGGACGCUUAGUGCGAUUUGCCAAAAUAUCAUGUGUUUUUGUCCUCAGGUGAUUCCAGUAUCUGAAAAUGUUUCGUGCGUAUUCCCGACUCUAUCCCAUUGUAUUAAAGGCGGGAUGCGCACGGAAUUGUCACAGAAUUUUAUAUAUAUAUAUAAAAAAAACGUAUAGAUGUA